Messenger RNA from Protomyces lactucae-debilis, 1018 nucleotides. RefSeq lists its product as uncharacterized. Lineage: Eukaryota; Fungi; Ascomycota; Taphrinomycetes; Taphrinales; Protomycetaceae. Bases 241 to 948 code for a protein of 235 amino acids. The transcript has 2 exons. The record is from RefSeq and is a predicted model, not a curated record. Gene Ontology annotation, molecular function: dioxygenase activity.
UGGCCACAGACCUCAGCACCGUCGACAUCUCAAGCGAGGCAGCCAAGUCACUCGGCUUCAUCUAUGUCUCUGGCCACGGCAUCUCCUCUAGCUUGCUCAGUCAAAUAUGGACCUUGGUACGCUUAUCAUACCAGGACCUCUCCAGUGAGCUGAUGUGUCUAGUCUCGAGCACUCUUUGCCUUGCCAGAUUCUGAAAAGGAGCCAUUCGCUAUAGACGCAUCUAACUUUGGAUGGUCAAGGAUGCAUUCUGAAAAACUAGAUCCUGCUACACAGCGCAAAGGUGACUUCAAGGAAGCCUUCAAUCUCGAUGUCUCCUCGAAUGCACAUCAGCCAUUGCCAAGGGUGCUUCAAGCUGAGAAGGCCGUCUUGGCAGAGUUUGAAGCCUGUUGUCGACAAGUCACAACACGUCUCCUUGACCUUCUUGCACUUGGGCUUGGUAAAGAACCAGACUUCUUCAGCAGCAAGCACAAUGCCUCUAAGCCAUCCGGGACAGUCUUGCGAUUGCUAUACUAUCCUGCUAUAGAUGAGCGCUUUGAGCAAGGUGAUAUUCGAGCAGGUGCACAUACAGACUAUGGAACACUCACGUUACUGUUUGUCAAAGCUGGUGGAUCAGGUCUUGAAGUGAGACCACCGUACAGUGCGACAGACGCAUGGCAAGCGAUUCCACCCCCAGCUGAGGCAAGGACUGAUGAGGACUGUGUGCCCAUUCUAGUCAAUGUAGCGGAUCAGCUGGAGCUCUGGACAGAUGGACUCCUCAAAUCAACGCUCCAUCGAGUGAUGGCCACAGCAGACAAGGGCGACCGGUACUCCAUUGCGUACUUCUGCCACCCGGACGAUGACACGGUGCUGUCGAUGAAACCGAAUGAAACAAACCGUGCUGUGCGUGAGGAGGAGAUUACAGCGGGCGAGCACCUGAAACGGAGACUGGCUGCGACGUAUGAGUAUUAGCAGGCUGUCUGCCAGUCUAUAGUCUAUAGUACUUGUCUACUGUAUACUUUUGGUAGAUGCUGAGUCAGCC